Epinephelus moara (kelp grouper) is the source of this 928-nucleotide messenger RNA. RefSeq names its product THAP domain-containing protein 6-like. NCBI's taxonomy places the organism in Eukaryota, Metazoa, Chordata, Actinopteri, Perciformes, Serranidae. The record is from RefSeq and is a predicted model, not a curated record. Bases 210 to 842 code for a protein of 210 amino acids. The transcript is spliced from 5 exons.
GUACAGGGCUAGCAGAGGCGGUAGGUAAAAGGUACUCCUUAAUCUCAAAGUAGAAUUAUUCACUGACUUUUCGACCGAUUUCCAAACGGUUUGAUUUGUUAAAAACGUCACACAUGUAGCUAUGACACAGUCUGCUUGGAUAUUUUAAAAACAAAUACAAAUUCUAUUUAUUUUUUUCAGCAGACAAUCUUCUGACAUAACUGAAAAAGAUGCCGGACUUUUGUGCCGCUUAUGGAUGUUCCAAUGAGCGGAGCAUAGAAACCAGAUCCCGUGGAAUCACCUUUCACAGGUUUCCCAAAGACAGCAGUCUAAAGAGACAAUGGGAACUAGCAGUGAGACGAAAAGGUUUUGUGGCAACUGGGAGGUCCAUGCUCUGCAGUGAGCACUUUAAGGCAGAUGAUUUUGACAGGACAGGGCAGACUGUCCGGCUUAGACAUGGAGUCAAACCAUCUGUCUUUAACUUCCCAUCUCGUCCAAAAAAGAAAGUACCACCAAGGACCACAGAAGCUUCGAGGAAAGCUGAAGAGAGCCUGCCAGUGGACUUGCCUCAGCAUUUCCAUGAAGCUGAACCUCAGUCUAAUGUUGACCACAGUUAUGCUUUGCCUGCUUCUCCCACUGCUCUAAAGGCCAGACUUAGUGAAGCUCUGGCUAGAGUGGAGAGUCUGGAGCGCGAGAAGAGGAACAGCAUGAUCCGGGAGCGAAGGGCGAAGAAAAAUGUGGAUGCUCUUCUUGAGGAUUUGAGGGAGAAGAACCUCAUAAAUGAAGAGCUGAAAGACAGACUGGAAUUCUAUUCGGGUCGUGCACAACACCAGGAGAGCUCCUCUGCAUCUCUUCCUGAAUGAGGGGUCGCAGGCAGCGUACAGGAGAGGGUUGAGGCAGGAGUUGAGAUAAGCUAAACAGGUGACGUAUGGCUGAGCGGCCAGUAAAA